Messenger RNA from Micropterus dolomieu (smallmouth bass), 4121 nucleotides. RefSeq names its product FYVE, RhoGEF and PH domain containing 1 (gene fgd1). Gene Ontology annotation, cellular component: cytoplasm. Gene Ontology annotation, molecular function: guanyl-nucleotide exchange factor activity; metal ion binding. Gene Ontology annotation, biological process: filopodium assembly; cytoskeleton organization. The record is from RefSeq and is a predicted model, not a curated record. The transcript is spliced from 18 exons. Lineage: Eukaryota; Metazoa; Chordata; Actinopteri; Centrarchiformes; Centrarchidae.
UCUGAAUCAAACCGAGCGGAUCUAACCUACUUAUCCGUCCUGCAGCAGCAGCCUGUCGGUCUGCUGUCGGUGUAUCAGCCGGUCCGGAGCGUCGGUGUGUCUGUGGAGCCGAGCCGAGCCGAGCCGGUCCGGUCCGUGUGCGUGCGCGCGUGUGUAGCUGACCCGGUUUCUUCUCCGUGCUGUGGACCGGGAGAGCCGCUCUCUCUCCGCACCAACAUUCUCUUUAAUGACCGGAUUUGUGUUUUGCUGCGCGAUGUACAUGGACAGAAGCAGCCUGAGCAGCAGGGGUCCCUCCUCCUCCAGUCCCACCUUGUUGACUAAGAGUCUUUCGCUGGAGCCGUCUUGCUCCCCGUGCGGCCACCAGGGGGCGCUGGACGCUGACGCUCCCCAGCAGCCGAGCUCCGACCCGGGGCCCAGCACCUCCUCAUCAGGGCCCGCCUCCCUGGGUGGGGGAGCGGAGCUAACAGAAAGCCGCGGCUCCGAUAAUGGGCAGCUCCUGGUCAACGACACGGGGCCGCCGGAGCUGCCAGCUACCACAAUAACACCACCGAGCAAGAGCAGACCGCCGCUGCCUGGACCGAAACCUCAGGUCCCCCCAAAGCCCCCCCACCUUCAGCAACAGGUGGGGGUUUUGAGGCCACGCCCCCGGGCUCCAGACAAGCCCCUCCCACCUCCCCCGCCCUGCAGACCCCUCCCUGCAGACCCCCGGGGGGGCCGGACUCCGCCAACCCGCGCUGACGGCACCGCCUCCCCCACCUGCGUCCUGUCACUCAUCGAGAAGUUUGAGCGGUGACAGAUCAUCGUGGUUCCUGACAUCACCGGGGGGGCUCUGUGUCCCCGCCUCCCUGACCCCCCCUCCUCCUCCCGACCUUCAUCACCAUCUUCAUCGUCACCGUCUGCUCCUCCCCCUCCUGACGAGGAGCCGCCCUCAGAGAUCAAAGGUCAUGAUGACAUCACACUGGCGGGUGAGGGGGAGGAGGGAGAUGACCAUGAUGAUGACGAUGACGAUGAUGAAGAGCUGGUCGCGGCGUGUCGGGAUGACCUCCAUCAGAAGCGUCUCUCCAUGGAGUCGGGUUACAGCGCCUCUGAGAAACACCUGGAGGACGAUGGGGUUGCCGUGGAGAUGAGGGAGCAACAGCAGCAGCUGCCGCUGCUCGACCAAUCAGAGCUCCCCUCGGAGCGCUUGUCCCUCCCCUCUUCGCAGACGGACGGGAAGCUGGCCAAUCGGGACAGCGGCAUCGACAGCAUCAGCUCUCCGUCGCACAGCGAGGAGCUCUGCUUUGCUGGCGUGGACGAUGGGGGCGUGGCUUACCCCUGCAGCCCCGCCCUCCUGCCCCGCCUCUCCAGCUCGUCCUCAUACGCAGGGGAGGGGGAGGGGGAGGAGGCGCGGGGCGGAGUCAGAAGGAGGAGGGAGUUCUCUGAAGAAGGAGACAGUGACCUGGAGGAGGAGGAGGCGGAGCUUACGCUGGUACUGCCCCCCCCCAAGACAGACAGACAAGACUCUGUUGAGCUGUCUGUCCAGCAGAGAGUCUUCAACAUCGCCAACGAGCUGCUGCACACGGAGACCGCCUACGUCUCUAAGCUCCACCUCCUGGACCAGGUGUUCUGUGCCCGGCUCCUGGAGGAGGCUCGGUCUCGCUCCUCCUUCCCCUGCGACGUCGUUCAGGGAAUCUUCUCCAACAUCUGCUCCAUCUACUGUUUCCAUCAGCAGUUCCUGCUGCCGGCGCUGCAGAAACGGAUGGAGGAGUGGGACUUGAACCCACGGAUCGGGGACAUCCUGCAGAAGCUGGCUCCCUUCCUGAAGAUGUACGGCGAGUACGUGAAGAACUUUGACCGAGCCAUGGAGCUGGUGAACACCUGGAUGGAGAGAUCAGCUCAGUUCAAGACCAUCAUCCAGGAGAUCCAGAGGGAGGAGCGUUGCGGGAACUUGACCCUGCAGCAUCACAUGCUGGAGCCGGUUCAGAGGAUUCCUCGCUACGAGCUGCUGCUCAAAGAUUAUCUGCACCGCCUGCCAGAGGAUGCGCCGGACUACAGGGACGCCCAGAAGUCUCUGGAGCUGAUCGCCACGGCCGCAGAACACUCCAACGCUGCAAUCAGGAAGAUGGAGCGAAUGAGGAAGUUGCUGAAGGUGUACGAGUUGUUGGGAGGAGAAGAAGACAUCGUUAACCCCACAAACGAGCUCAUUAAAGAAGGACACAUCCUGAAACUGUCCAAUAAGAACGGGACCACGCAGGACCGAUACCUCAUACUGUUUAAUGACAGGUUGCUGUACUGUGUCCCGAAGCUGCGUCUGAUUGGUCAGAAGUACGGCGUCCGUGCUCGCAUUGAUGUGGACGGUAUGGAGCUGAAGGAGACCAGCAGUGUUGCAGUUCCCAGGACGUUCCUGGUGUCUGGAAAACAGAGAUCCCUGGAGCUGCAGGCCAGGACGGAGGAGGACAAGAAAGACUGGAUACAGGCCAUCCAGGCGACCAUCCAGAGACACGAGCAGACGAUGGAGAGCUUCAGACAUCUGAACUGUUCACUGCGAGACGACGAGUCCACGCCGCCUCACUCCCCGAGUUGCGUGGAGCUCGGAAAGAGAGCGCCGACUCCGAUCCGAGAGAAGGAAGUCACGCUGUGUAUGAAGUGUCAGGAGCCGUUCAACUCCAUCACCAAGAGACGCCAUCACUGUAAAGCCUGCGGACACGUGGUUUGUGGGAAAUGUUCAGAGUUCCGCGCUCGCCUGUCGUACGACAACAACCGAACCAACCGCGUUUGCGUCGACUGCUACGCCAUGCUGGUGGGAGUGUCGCCCUCGCCCAACACGCUGACCAGCAGCUCCCACAGGAGGCGCUCCAUCCUGGAGAAACAGGCCUCCCUGGCGGCAGAGAACAGUGUGAUUUGUAGUUUUCUUCACCACAUGGAGAAAGGCAGCGGGCGGGGCUGGCAGAAGGCCUGGUUCGUCAUCCCUGACAAUGAGCCGCUGGUGCUGUACAUCUACGGAGCCCCACAGGACGUGAAGGCGCAGCGCAGCGUGCCGCUGAUUGGCUUCGAGGUCCUCCUUCCCGAGUCAUGUGACCGCCUGGAGCGACGCCACGCCUUCAAGAUCUCUCAGAGUCACCUGACUCUGUACUUCAGCGCUGACGGGGAGGAGCUACAGCGCAGAUGGAUGGACGUUCUGUCGAGGGCCGGGAGGGGGGAGGAGCAUCAGGUCCACCGGCCAAUUGUGGAGAGCCUGGAGGAGGAGGGGGAAGAGCUGGCGGCUGCAGCAGAGGGCGACAACACGUGAUUCUAUUGGACGAGGAAGGAUGGCGAUGAUGGUCUUUUAAAAUAUUAAUCCCUUUUGGAAACCAGAACAAAACCAGUACAUACAGUCAUAUAUUUAACACACACACACACACACACACACUCUGAGCUCUCUGUGUAUUUAAAGUUGCGUCGUUCGUCUGCAUGAUUCCUUUUUUUUUUCACCUGUCCUACAUCACAGCAAGGUGGGCGGAGCCUCUCUAACUUCUUUUUUUUAACAGUAACAUCAGAACACAGUGCCACGCCGUUUUGACUCUCCUCAGUCUGGAAGGUGUAACACUACAGUACCCACAAGCCUCAGCUGCCAGAACUGUGACCUCAUAUUCAGAAAACUGAUCCAUAAUUUAAAAGUGAUAUACAGUCAAACGCCGAUCACAUUUAUUCUGCCGUGUCCCCCUUAACUACUUUUGUAAUCGUGUGAGGAUCAAUAACGCAGCGCACACUCCAGAUCCAGUUCCUGAGAGAGAAACCUGGUGGUGAGAGACGGGAUGGAGUUACUUACAGACCAGGAAAACUGGACUCUACCAGGACACAGUUAGUCUAGUUAGUAUAAUCCAGCCCAGAAUCCCUGUGAAUCAUGUUCUUAUUGGACAAUUCUGCACCUCAUAGUUUACGUCUGACGUUUACAGCGAAUACAGCAAGUAGCAUGUUUGCAGAGAGUAAAGGACGUGGUUCUGUUCAUGUGGGCUGUGGAGGAUUCACCUCUAACCAAAGCUUGUAUAAAAGAAGUGGACGUAGCCGCCGUGACAUCACCUGUCGGUCGGUGGACUACCGUUUUGAAGCCUCCAGUUUGGCAGUUUGGCCGUCGCCAUCUUGUUUUUUUUGGAACCGGAUGU